This is a messenger RNA of Aspergillus puulaauensis, 1236 nucleotides long. RefSeq lists its product as uncharacterized. Gene Ontology annotation, molecular function: FAD binding; monooxygenase activity. The coding region runs from base 1 to 1236 and encodes 411 amino acids. The transcript has 5 exons. NCBI's taxonomy places the organism in Eukaryota, Fungi, Ascomycota, Eurotiomycetes, Eurotiales, Aspergillaceae. The record is from RefSeq and is a predicted model, not a curated record.
AUGCCCCUCGACGUAGCCAUCAUCGGCGCCGGGCUGGGUGGCCUUGGUGCCGCCGUCGCCCUCCGCCGCCAGGGCCACCACGUCACCGUUUUCGAGCGAUAUGACUUUGCAGGCGAGGUGGGCGCAUCUCUGAGCGCGGCAAGCAACGGGUCGAGGUUCCUGGAGGAGUGGGGUGUCGACGUGGAGGCCGCGAAGCCGGUUAUCCUCAAGAAGCUGAUCAUGCACGAUUGGUGCAGUGGGAAGGUCGAAAACGAGUAUGGCCUAGGCGACUACAAGACCAGAUUCGGGACGGACUAUAAUAACUUCCACCGCAUCGACAUCCACCAGCAACUCCUGCGCUCGGCACUCGAGACGCAAGGCGAAGGCCCGCCGUGCACCCUCAAAGUCAAUCACAGGGUGAUCGCCCUUGACGCGGAAACGGGCUCAAUCGGGUUCGAAAACGGCGCUGCUUUCACGGCGGACCUGAUCGUUGCCGCGGACGGCAUCAGGUCCCAAUCCCGGCAGUCCAUUGGAAUAACCCCUCAGUUUUCCAUGUCCACCUCCUGCUGCUACCGCUGCAUAAUCGGCGCGGACAAGCUCCGGGAGCUCGGGCUGGAGGACUACAUCGAUAACGAGGCCAUCGAAUAUUGGGGCGGCUUUGGCAUUGACAAGAUUGUCAUGUCGCCCUGUAGCAAUGGCGAGGUGGUCUCGUGCUACUGCUUCUACCCGGCCGAAUAUAACGAGGUGCGUGAGGACGGGUGGAACAUCAGUGCCACGCCGCAGCAGCUGGUGGAUACGUUUCCUAGGCUAGAUCCGCGCAUGAAGAAGCUGAUGUGGAAUGCGGAGGAUAUCAAGAUGUGGAGAUUGUAUCGGCACCAGCCGUAUCCAUAUUGGGUCAAGGGGAAGGUGUGCUUGCUGGGUGAUGCUGCACACCCAAUGAUGCCUGAUCAAUCCCAAGGAUCGUGCAUGGCGUUCGAGGAUGCCGGCGCCCUCGGGCUCAUCUACCACCGCGAGUUCCAGUCCCAGUACUCUAUUGCAGACGGACUACGUCUGUACGAAAGCCUGCGCAAACCGCGCGCAACGCGUGUGCAAGAGGCCAGUUUCCGCGCGCGAGAGAACCUCAACGAGCGCAUCGGCUGGAGCUCCGGGGCGGACCAGCCUGGGAAAUUGACGAUCGAGGAGGUUUGCGGGUACGAUAUGCGGACGCAUUUAUCAGAGUUGGUGCAGGAGAUGAAGGGCGUGUCUGCAUCGUUGUAG